CUCAGUUAACGGAAGUAGCGCGCGCUGGAGUUUUCACACCUUGUCAGUUAGUUUGUUACUUUGUUUCUGGUUUGAGGUGAAAACAUGAAGAAUCUCGGGCUGAGUGUGGGAUUAAUGCUGUUUAUUAUGAGCAGCGACGCCGUAAUCAGGAUUCCCCUGCGGCGGAUGACCUCUGUACGGCGCACACUCGUCGACAACGCGCUUGCCAAGGGCCGACUGAAACCUCGCGCUGAGGCGUGGAGCGAGGACGCCGCUCAGUUUCCUGUUGAGAAACUCUCAAACUUCAUGGACGCUCAGUAUUUUGGAGUGAUCAGCAUCGGGACUCCACCGCAGAACUUUACCGUCCUAUUUGACACUGGAUCCUCCAACCUCUGGGUUCCCUCCAUCCACUGCUCCUUCUUCGACCUGGCCUGCUGGCUCCACCACCGUUAUGACUCUGGGAAGUCGAGUACCUACGUAAAGAACGGUACUAAGUUCGCCAUCCAAUACGGCAGAGGAAGUCUGAAAGGUUACUUCAGUCAGGACACUGUCACUCUGGCGGGUCUGAAUAUAACGGACCAGAUGUUUGGUGAAGCGGUGACGCAGCCAGGCGUGGUGUUUGCCAUGGCCCGGUUCGACGGCGUGCUUGGCAUGGGGUAUCCCAUCCUGUCAGUGGGAGGAGUCCUCCCUGUGUUCGACUCUAUCAUGGCUGCCAAACUCCUGCCGCAGAACAUCUUUUCCUUCUACAUCAACAGGGACCCUAAAGCAGAGAUUGGUGGAGAGCUGAUGCUGGGUGGUUUUGAUCAGCAGUAUUUUGAUGGAGAUCUUUUUUACCUGAACGUCACCCGUAAAGCAUACUGGCAGAUCGAGAUGGACGCAGUGAAGGUGGGAGGCACACUGACACUGUGUAAGGAUGGUUGCCAGGCAAUUGUUGACACGGGAACGUCCAUGAUCACAGGGCCAGUGCAGGAGAUUCGAGCUCUGAACAAAGCCAUUGGAGCCAUCCCUCUGAUCAUGGGGGAAUACUGGAUUGACUGCAAAAAGACUCCUUCACUGCCGGUGGUGUCCUUUACUAUGGGAGGGAAAACCUUCAACCUGACUGGAGAGGACUACAUCUUCAAGUCGACUAAGUUCGGUGUGACUAUUUGUUUGUCUGGCUUCAUGGCAAUGGACAUACCUCCCCCUGCUGGCCCUCUGUGGAUCCUUGGAGAUAUUUUUAUUGGCCGUUUCUAUACCGUCUUUGACCGAGACAACGACCGAGUUGGAUUCGCUCUGGCCAAGUGAUUCCAGUGUUUGAUUCCUGACAUUUCUUUCUUAAUAAUUCACAGAAACGCUAUACCAAUCAAGUCUGUAAACACUGUUUCCUUACAGUGUUUAAAUCUGUCAAAUUACAAAAAAGAAAAGAAAAAAAAGGCUGAUAAAAGUAAUUGCAGUUCCUACAAGUAUCAUAAAAAAAUUGUUACCUCAAAGGCGCUGCCCAGAGCCCUUGAGCUAGGCUCUUAACUCUGUGAGAUUUCCACACACACAUAUUAGCUUUCACGUUAAACAUAUAACAAAAAAAACAGAAUUUAAAUACAUGGACUUAAUAAAACAGUAUAAGAUGAAUGACAUUUGAUUUCACAAUAUUAUUCUCUUUUCCUCACAUACACUCAUCAGAUCCUUUUUGGCAUUUUUGUCUUUUUUUUCCUCGCUUUAAUCAUCUCUGGUUACAAAAGCUGUUCUUAUUAUUUAUGAGCUUAGAUUCAUGGUUCAUUCUUUUAUAUUUUGGUCUGAAUGUUUACAAAAAUUUGCCAAAAAUACAAAUUGCGUUAUUGUCAGAAAAGAAUACGAUAUGACAUCAUUAAAAGUGUUUCAAACAAAUAGAGUUUAAUAUGAUUUAAAUUUAAGAUCAAGAGCUUUUAUUUAAAAAAAAAAAAAUUGCAUUAUCGUCAUUUUUCUAUUUGACGUGUUUUAAGUUACUUUCCUGAAGCAGGUGUUAAGCAGCAGUACAGAGAUCUUGCACACACUGUAACCUCCUGAAAGAGUUUAAUCAGCUUGAUAUCGGUAAUUAUAAUGUGUCUACCAACACAAGAAGAGUGAGUGAAUAAUAAGAAUAUAAUCUGAGAACAUCGUCAACUGUUGAAAGUCAGAUUAUUCAGAAUUUUGCUUUAAAAAGAAGAUUGUGAUUGUGUUAUUGUUUUUGUAAUGUUUUUUCAAAGUGUUUAAAAUUGACUUUUAUAUGUAACAAGAAGUUACAUAAAACCCCGAAAACAUAGCUGAAUAGAUUUGAAGUUUAUGUUGAAUCUUUGUAUAUUUGAGUUCCUGAAGUUUGUAGGAUUUCAUCUUUUUCAGAGUGACACUCCUAAUUUUAUGAUCCGGACCAGUGUUUAAAUUGGAUUUUUAAGUUUUUUUGUUGUUGCUGUUGUUGUUUUUGCUUGUUAUUGCACUGAGGAUUGGAUUUGCACUGAACUGGCUUUCAGCUAUGAAACUCAAAUAAAGAAAUUUGUGUUUAUCAUAAUGAA
Clarias gariepinus (North African catfish) is the source of this 2480-nucleotide messenger RNA. Its product is annotated as cathepsin D-like. Gene Ontology annotation, molecular function: aspartic-type endopeptidase activity. The record is from RefSeq and is a predicted model, not a curated record. The transcript has 9 exons. The coding region runs from base 85 to 1263 and encodes 392 amino acids. Gene Ontology annotation, biological process: proteolysis. NCBI's taxonomy places the organism in Eukaryota, Metazoa, Chordata, Actinopteri, Siluriformes, Clariidae. Gene Ontology annotation, cellular component: lysosome.